AUGAGUGUGCCAGAAACCACCAGUGCUUCUGCUGGGGAACAGUCUGCUAUCCCUAGAGAUGUGCGCUUGUUGCAUCUUAUUCUCGCCGCCCAGGGGAUCCAAAACUACCAGGACCACGUUCCGUUGCAGCUCAUGGACUUUGCUUUCCGCUACACCACCAGUGUCCUUCAAGACGCGAUUUUAUACAGCGAUCAUGCUCAUGGCUCAUCGCACACGUCUCACGCUGGGAAUACAGGCUCUAAUGCGGUUCUCACCACCAACGACGUGCGGUUGGCUAUUGCCGCCAGAACCAACUACCAAUUCAAGCCUACGCCUCCGAAAGAGCUACUAUUGGAAAUGGCGGCCGAGAGAAACAAGGUCAAGUUACCGCCUCCAGUGGCCACCUGGGGACUCCAGUUGCCACCAGAAAAGUACUGUUUGCAUGCCAAGGACUGGUCCCUUAGCGACGAAGAGUUUGACGAUGAUGAGGAGCCACCAGCCAAGAAGCCAAAGGGAGUCAACUAG
This is a messenger RNA of Babjeviella inositovora NRRL Y-12698, 504 nucleotides long. RefSeq names its product chromatin modification protein. The record is from RefSeq and is a predicted model, not a curated record. Gene Ontology annotation, cellular component: SAGA complex; transcription factor TFIID complex. The transcript is spliced from 3 exons. The coding region runs from base 1 to 504 and encodes 167 amino acids. NCBI's taxonomy places the organism in Eukaryota, Fungi, Ascomycota, Pichiomycetes, Serinales. Gene Ontology annotation, biological process: DNA-templated transcription initiation; RNA polymerase II preinitiation complex assembly. Gene Ontology annotation, molecular function: RNA polymerase II general transcription initiation factor activity; protein heterodimerization activity; transcription coactivator activity.